AUGUCAGUAUUGCAUACAACUUUUGGAUCAAAUGAAUGGCGCUCUGAUAGAAUGUUUCGAUCGCAUGGAUUACUUAAGUGCCUAGCACAGUGUCAUGUUGUACUUGGUUUGAUAAUUUUUAUAUUGGCUGCAUUAGCAGAUUAUAUGAGUUCACGAAUUCACACGAUUCGAAUGGUUGGCCUGGAAGAAUGCUGCUCAUUCUAUUUCAUCUUGACUGGUAUCAUCGGAAUUUGUGGUUCAGCCAGUCAUCGUCGUGGUCUAAUAUUGGCAUUCAUGGUAAUGAAUCUGCAUGAAAUUCUUAUUUUCGUACCAGCAAUUGUAAUCGUUUCAAGUUUUGAUAUACAUUUUUAUCAGGCCGAGUGUUUUGGUGAAUGUGAUUGGCAUCUGUUAGCGACAAGUUUACCAGAAAAUAGUCGAUGUCAAAUUCUUUGCGGCGAAAAUAUUGACGACAACAAAAGAAGUUUGAUGACACGAUUAGGAACAGAAUAUCGUUUGGAUGCUGGCAUUAUUGCAGCAACAAUCUUACAGAUGGUACUCUCUCUUUUUUCUGCAUCAGUUUGUUGUCGGGAAAUAUGUAUGGAGUGUCGACCAAUUACGUGGAAUAAUGAUAAUCAACAGCUGGAUAUGAUGAUGCCGCUAAACCUACAGGAUAGUACAUCGAACUGA
This is a messenger RNA of Acanthocheilonema viteae, 666 nucleotides long. NCBI's taxonomy places the organism in Eukaryota, Metazoa, Nematoda, Chromadorea, Rhabditida, Onchocercidae. The record is from the annotation of a GenBank genome assembly.